UGCGGGAGGCGCAUGCAGCCGGGAGCUCCGUGCCACGACUUGCAGGGAUACUGCGAUGUCUUCCAAAGGUGUCGCCUCAUCGAUGCCGAGGGCCUGCUCUCCAGGCUCAAGCGACUCGUCUUCGGUGGCAGGGGCGCGGGCAGCGCACUUCUGCGCUACUGGUACCUGACGGUGGUGGCGGUCGUGUUGGGCGGUGCUGCCACAAUCGUGUUCGUGCGAAUUUGCGCCGUGUGCACGCCAAGUACAAACCCGCACCUGCCGCCGGAGAGGGGCAUCCUAUCGAGUGCACUUCAGCCGGUCUCCUUGUUCAAGGACAUGACGCGUUUCCAGUGA
Molecule: messenger RNA, 333 nt
Organism: Rhipicephalus sanguineus (brown dog tick)
Lineage: Eukaryota; Metazoa; Arthropoda; Arachnida; Ixodida; Ixodidae
Product: disintegrin and metalloproteinase domain-containing protein 10
Exons: 2
Coding region: 13-333 (106 amino acids)
Biological process (GO): membrane protein ectodomain proteolysis; Notch signaling pathway
Cellular component (GO): plasma membrane
Molecular function (GO): metalloendopeptidase activity
Source: RefSeq, a predicted model, not a curated record